AUAAAGCCAAGUCCUGUCCCUUUGGGAAGAAUUUGCGAGCAGUGAGACCAGGCUUUGGGUCACAAACAGGAGCCCGAUGAGCCAAUGACUGUACCCAUAAUUCUCUUUAAUGGUGUAUCAAUGUCGAGGGACGCAAGCUGUUGAGCUUAUUCUUCCUGCAGAUUUACAGUCCCAGUUGUGUCCUGUGAGCAUGCGUAUGACAACAAAGCAGACAUGUGGACGAAAGGCUGAGGCUCUGGGCUCCUAACUCUUCUCUGUACGGGUCAAUUAGAUUGCAAUCCCUGCUGAAAAGAUGACGUCUGCCACACCUCCUUCCUCUCGUAGCUCCUCCCCUCAGAAGGUUUGCCACUCUCAGACACAGACGGACGUUUUAAAACCCUUGCUGGGUGGCAUAUCCGGUGGGGGCGGGACUCUGAGGAAGAGGAGGCGUGUUCUGUCCAAGGAUGGGCGCAGCAACGUGCGAAUCGAGCACGUCAGCGGGCGGAGUGCUCUGUACAUGCGUGACCUCUGGACAACAUUUCUGGACAUGCAGUGGCGCUACAAGUUAUUUCUGUUCACAGGCACGUUCGCAGGGACCUGGUUCCUGUUUGGAGUGCUGUGGUACCUGGUGGCGCUGGUGCACGGAGAUCUGCUGGAGUUCGACCCUCCAUCAAACCACACACCCUGUGUGCUGCAGAUGCAGACCCUGACGGGGGCUUUCCUCUUCUCCCUGGAGUCCCAGACAACUAUUGGCUAUGGUUUUCGCUGUAUAACUGAAGAAUGCCCUGCUGCCAUCAUCCUCCUCAUCGUCCAGCUGGUCCUCACCAUGCUGCUGGAGAUCUUCAUCACUGGUACCUUCCUGGCCAAGGUUGCUCGGCCAAAAAAGCGAGGGGAGACGGUAAAGUUUAGUCAACACGCUGUGGUGUCGACCCAUGAAGGUCGACCCUGCCUGAUGAUCAGGGUGGCCAACAUGCGCAAGAGUCUCCUGCUUGGGUGUCAGGUGACUGGGAAACUGCUCCAGACGUCUCUGACCAAGGAAGGCGAGACGGUUCGUCUGGACCAGAGGAACGUGCCCUUCCAAGUGGACACUUCCAGCGACAGCCCCUUCCUCAUCCUGCCCCUCACCUUCUACCACGUCAUCGAUGACAACAGCCCCCUGCGAGCCUGGGCAGCCAAGGGUGGGGGCUGGACAGAUCCAGAAUUGGCUGACUUUGAGCUGCUGGUGAUCAUGAGCGCUACAGUGGAGCCGACUUCUGCCACCUGCCAGGUCCGCACCUCCUACCUGCCUGACGAGAUCCUCUGGGGCUACGAGUUUCCCCCCGUAGUCUCCCUUUCCCCGUCAGGUAAAUAUGUAGCGGACUUUGCCUUCUUCGACAAAGUGGCCAAGACAAAGACCACACCCAUCUUCAAACCAGCCAGCCCUCAGCAUGGGUACCAGAGCAACGGGGGUGGGACUGUGCCGGAAGUGUCCGCCGACCCGGAGAAGAUUCGCCUGGAGCAGAGCUACAGGGAGCGAGGGGAGGACCGUGGCCGGGUCAGAGAAACUCCCCUCAGCGUUCGCAUCAGCAACGUGUGAACAAACGGUUGACUGGUUGAGAAGGGAGCAUUUCGUGGAGAGCAACUCGCAGGAGACAAGUUCAGAGUCAACAGUGAAUCAGUGAAACAUCAAAGCAGCUUUGGACACUGUCUUUUUUAGACUGUUUUGAACUUAUAUCAGAAAGAUGUUUGGUUCUCAGUAGCGCCACUUGAUGCAGAAAGCAAAUAUGGAAGACAAUGAACUCCUGUAUGGUCAGCUUAAAAUUUGUCAUUGUCAUACAUCUGCUGGGAUAAUACAUGUUUUACACAGGGUUGACUGCAUUACAUGAUGGCAUAAAACACUACCUAACUGCCACUACUACUUACAUUUGUGUGGCGAGUGUGAAUCUACUGUAUACUUUUAUAACAAACAAAAAAUAGUUGGAUUAUUUAUUCAUACAGAAAUCCUAUCUCCUAAAAACUACAUUUCUAUACAACUAAACUGCAACAGCAAAUACGUGUACAAAAUUAAUUGUGGUUUGACUCUGUUUUUAUUAUGGAUAUGUUGUUAAUGUGUUCAGAAAGUCUCAAAUACUUUGAUACUUAAAGUAUCACACAGUCACAGACAAUGUAUCUGUUAUCCACCAAAUUAUCAUAUUGGAAACGGUUGCAACAGGCGACGGUUGCAACAAGUCUUAUUCAUCCAAUCAGAAACGUGCUAGAAGGACGACACUCAUACUGCACCUAACCCUAACCCUUAUUGAAAAACAGAACACAGCAAAACAGACCAUACAACAGUAUUUUUCAAUAUUUCCAGGCAAUGUAUGUGGCUAAUUUUGUCCCGUAGCACAAAAGAUGCAGCAAUAAUCAUUCAUUUUAAAAUACAAACAAGGUAUAUUGAGAAUUAUUUUGUUAGCCUCUCAUGGUCUUACAUAUUCGCCUGUUAUUUUCACCAUAAGCAAUAAAUUAGAUAAAUUGUGCCUAUUUUAACUCAAGGUAGGCCAAUGUUCUAUGCAAAACAAAACCCAAUAACCUUUCUUUGAUAAUUAUCACUAAAUACUGUAAAACAAUGCAUACUUUCAGAAUACUACAGUAAUUGAGACAAAAUGCAAACGUUAAUUCGUAAAAUUUCAUGCAACCAUCCCUGAUCCAUGUUGCAAGAAUUCAGAUCUAAAUUCUUAAUUUCAAAUAAAUAUUGUGAAUGAUAUGUCAUAUAUAAUCAUCUUUAAAUAGUUCAGGUAAGUAGCAGACUGAUGAAGGCUAAGUUUAUCAUCAUAUUAGUUGGUCUAGUCCAAAUAGUCUCUGAGUAACCGAGAAAAAUGCAAAAAGUUUUGCAAACGUCCCCCAGGUAUUCAUUGAAAAAAUAUGUUACAUGUCGAACCUAAUCCAGCCAGUGAUUAUGUUUCCUACAAAGCAUAUUUGGUGUUGCAGUUCAGUUGUAUAAAAAAGUCAUUUCUCAGGAGGCAGGGUUGAAACAAAACAAAACUCUAAUUAGUUCUCUCCAGAGUACAAAGUACCAAAUCACAAAGAGAAAAACUUGCACACAAAAAAGUGCGAGACAUUAUGAGUGUAUAUUUUCCAGUGUAUGAAGGGUAGAGCGGUAUGGGGGUGAUGUGUGAUAAAGUCAGCAGGAAACACCCACAGACACUUUGGUAUAUAAAGGUAGACUCUUCUGCUAUACCUCCUCUAACAUACAUGUAAAUGUAUGGUUAAUACACACAUAAUGCAUAUGUACUACAGUACGCACAUAUUUAAUUUAAAAAGGUCAUAUGACUUUGAGUUUCGGCAUAGUAAAUGUUACACUUGACACACCAAUGAGUCGGUUUAUCUCACAAAGUCCCCAGCCCACAUUUCCUCUCAACAUGGUAUUUUUAUCCUUCCUGUUGCGUAGAGCAGCAGUACUGAUGUGUGUUGUACAUGGUAAUGCAUGCACAACUGAGCACCGGGGAUUAUGUUACACUAAUGUAGCACUACAACUAAAAUGUAGACAAACAGAGUGAAUAUACUGUGUUUAAGGUGCUCUGUACACUGUAUCUCUUUUAGUUGGAGGUUUUGGUUUGAGCAUUUCUUGUGUGUGACUGUUACUGCUGUUUCAAAACAGAAAGUUAGCACUUUAUGUACAUGAUGUACGUUUGCACCUUAGGAAGGUUAGCUGCCUAUGUAUUUUUGUGACCUUACCAUAGCGGGAUAGAUUUUUAGCACCACUAGAAGCACUUACAUAUUGAAUAUCAUUGAAUUUGAAGCACUUAUAGAAGAAACUAAAACAGCUUCCUUCCUACAAAGCUAAUUAGAAUUGCUGUUUCUCUCUCUCAGUGGCUUUAAGCAAACUGACAAAUGAGAUAAUGUCUUUAGAUAAUCACAAACAGCUACUGUACAUGCAGGGAUGUAAAUGCCCAUUUGGUAAUUUUACUUAAAAUGUUAAAGAAGCUCUCCUCUCUGUGUGCAGACGACCCUGUGGUUUUCAAGUUUUUAACUGUGUCAAAUGAAAUACAGGCCUUUUGUUGAAACACCCCCACCCCCUUUUUUCAGUCUAGACCACAAGUACAUGAAGAGGACUUGUAAGAUGACUACACCAGAGGUGAGUGCUGAGAGAUGACAGUGUUAAGUGAUGCUGUAAAUCACAGAUAAUUCUGAUGCAAACGCAUGACAAUGAUGGUUCUGUGAUGGACAUGAAUAUGUUGGAAAUUGCAUGUAAUUGUAACAUUUUCUUAACAUCAAGCUGUGGAGUGUUAUUAGUGUUUAAAAGUGCAGCUGGAGAGAUCGAAUGAGACGGUUCUCUCUAAAAAGUGAUUAAAUAAAGCUAAUGAUGAUUUAUUAAAGGUCA
This is a messenger RNA of Seriola aureovittata, 4318 nucleotides long. Its product is annotated as ATP-sensitive inward rectifier potassium channel 10. Gene Ontology annotation, biological process: potassium ion import across plasma membrane; regulation of monoatomic ion transmembrane transport. Gene Ontology annotation, cellular component: plasma membrane. Gene Ontology annotation, molecular function: inward rectifier potassium channel activity. NCBI's taxonomy places the organism in Eukaryota, Metazoa, Chordata, Actinopteri, Carangiformes, Carangidae. The transcript has 6 exons. Bases 293 to 1555 code for a protein of 420 amino acids. The record is from RefSeq and is a predicted model, not a curated record.